This is a messenger RNA of Exophiala dermatitidis NIH/UT8656, 3132 nucleotides long. Its product is annotated as phosphoglucomutase. Bases 1061 to 2728 code for a protein of 555 amino acids. Gene Ontology annotation, cellular component: cytosol. Gene Ontology annotation, biological process: carbohydrate metabolic process. Lineage: Eukaryota; Fungi; Ascomycota; Eurotiomycetes; Chaetothyriales; Herpotrichiellaceae. The transcript has 3 exons. Gene Ontology annotation, molecular function: magnesium ion binding; phosphoglucomutase activity. The record is from RefSeq and is a predicted model, not a curated record.
GACACACUCAAAUGAAGAAGUCGAGCCAUUCGAGUCAUCAAUCUACCUAGAUCUUAACUGCCAUUCGUUCAAAAAUAAGUUCAUUACUAUCAGAGAGGGCUUUGAUUGCUGAACUAUGAAUGAGCCUCGGAUCUGGGUCACCAGAACCUCAGCUGGAAGAUGAAAUGAAGCGAGCCUCAAACAGCCUUGUCGAUGGAUCUACCUGCGGGACUUGGGACUUGACUCUAUAUUCUUCCACGUAUCUGACCGUCACAAGGCUAACGAUGUUCCAGCCUGAUGCUCACCAUAAAUAUUCCCACUAUUGACUUCGUGGCAACUGUCUUGAGGCUCUACUCUCCUCUCGAUAUCUCUCUAUGCCUGCUCUGAGAUCAACCGUGCAAGAGCUGUUCUUCGUCGGUCGCGAUGGAUUAAGGGUGUUCUUCUCUACUCUAUGCCUUCAUACGGAUACGUCGUGGACUCUAGACAGCCCAGCAGGUAAAGAUACGGAAGUUUGGAGCACGAUGGUGAUCAGAUGUCGAUAUACUGGUGAACAAUCGGACAAAUGAGUGUGGAUAACUCAACUCGGCUUCGCAGCGAUUGUUUACGGCUGGCAUAUAUAGCUCCGAAAAAAGCAGUACUUAUUUUGCAGUCAAGAGUGGUUUCAUGAUCUCGUCAAGUCCUGGGUCUCAUUGUCCGUAACUUGGAGUGGUGUGAGUACCGCCCUCAGGUGUUUGCACCCGGCCGGAUGAGCCGUGGACUGGCAAAUGAGGAAGAAGAAGGUUGUGUAUGUUGCUAGUAGCAUCUCUCAAGUCGUACUAUGGCAUUCGGCGGGCCAUGACGUUGUGUUGGGGGUUGCUCGGAAAAUAUGCGGGCAGAAAUAAAAGUAUGGCCAUCAUGUUACGUAGCUUGGUGUCUACCAUCCACCGCAUCCUUCUGCCCCGCGAUUCUCUAUACAACUUGUACUCCUGCUGCUACCUACCCAUAUUCAUAGCACCACAUUUUCUCUCACCCAGCAGCUUGAAUACCAGACGUCUCAUAACUAAUACUGAAUUGAAUCCUACACUCUGUCUCCCUCGCCAUCAUGGUGAACAUCAAAGAAGUCCAGUUCAAGCCCUUUACUGACCAGAAGCCAGGCACUUCGGGUCUCCGUAAGAGAGUCACAGUCUUUCAACAACCACACUACAGCGAAUCCUUCAUCACCUCCAUCCUCCUCUCCAUUCCUGAAGGUGCAGAGGGCGCAUUCCUGGUUAUCGGCGGUGACGGAAGAUACUGGAACCCAGAAGUUGUCCAGCUCAUUGCAAAGAUUGGUUCCGCGUACGGCGUGAAGAAGCUACUCAUCGGUCAGAACGGUAUCCUGAGCACGCCUGCUGCCAGCAAUGUCAUCCGCAAGCGCAAGGCCACUGGCGGUAUCUUGCUCACCGCCAGCCACAACCCCGGUGGUCCCAAUGCCGACUUCGGUAUGAAGUACAACCUUUCCAACGGCGCCCCGGCUCCCGAGUCGGUCACCAACAAAAUCUACGAAAUCUCCAAGAACCUCACAUCCUACAAGAUUGCAGACAUCCCCGAUAUUGACAUCACCACGAUCGGUACGAAAAAGUAUGGCGACUUGGAAGUUGAGAUUAUCGACUCGGUCGCCGACUAUAUCACCAUGUUGAAGGAAAUCUUUGAUUUCGACCUCAUCCGCUCGUUCUUGAAGUCGCAGCCCGAUUUCAAGAUUCUGUUUGACGGGUUGAAUGGUGUUACCGGCCCCUAUGGUGUUGCCAUUUUCCAGAAGGAGCUGGGCUUAGGCCCUGAGAGCACUCAAAAUUGCGAGCCAAAACCUGAUUUUGGCGGCCACCAUCCCGAUCCAAACCUGACAUAUGCCCACUCCCUGGUUGAGCGGGUGGAGAGGGAGAACAUACCGUUCGGUGCUGCCUCUGACGGAGAUGGUGACCGGAACAUGAUCUAUGGCAAGAACGCUUUCGUGUCACCCGGUGAUUCUUUGGCCAUCAUCGCUCACUAUGCGAAGAAAUACAUCCCGUACUUUCAAAAGCAAGGUGUAUAUGGCCUCGCCAGAUCCUUCCCUACUUCUGCUGCGCUGGACUUGGUGGCUAAGAAGCAAGGAUUGUCGCUCUAUGUGGUUCCCACUGGAUGGAAAUUCUUCUGCGCACUCUUCGACACCAACAAGAUGUCCAUCUGUGGCGAGGAGUCCUUCGGCACAGGCUCCAACCACAUUCGAGAGAAGGAUGGUCUCUGGGCUAUCACGGCUUGGCUCAACAUCGUUGCAGGCGUGGGCAAGGAUACUGGCAAAGUGCCGUCUAUUGGCGAGAUCCAGAAGCAGUUCUGGAAUGAGUACGGCCGCGUCUACUUCACUCGCUAUGACUAUGAGAACGUCAGCAGCGAUGGUGCCAACGACAUGGUCAGCUACUUGAAGGACAAGAUCUCGAAGCCAGACACCGUCGGUUCAAAGGUGCAAGGACACAAGAUUACCGAAGCCGGCGACUUCUCAUACACCGAUCUGGAUGGAUCUGUGUCUAAGAACCAGGGCAUUUACUUCAAGUUCGACGACGGCACCCGGGUUGUUGUCCGACUUUCUGGAACUGGCAGCAGCGGUGCCACCAUCCGCCUGUAUGUUGAGAAGCUGGAAGAGGACAGAAAUAAGGUGCUUGAAGACACACAGACGUACCUCAAGGGAGCCGUCGGCGUGGCCACUGAGUUGUUGCAACUUCAGAAAUUCAUUGGCCGAACUGACCCGGAUGUAAAGACUUAGAUUUCGUUGGAAGAUGUCGGCAUCCGGCAGCCCUGUCACCGGGGUUACUCAUCUUGGACGAUUCAACCUCCAGAUAGUACAUAGUCAGCCUUCCCAUAGUGGAAACUGGGCAAAAUGAGCCCGAAAAAGACUGCUUGAAGCAAUGAUAAAUGAUAUGCAAUGUCAGAUUGAGUCUUACUGUUCCAUAGAAGGAGUAAAUUUCUCUACUAACGGUGGUUCAGAUGCCAACGGCAACGGACAACCCCUCAAGAUUGCAUACCUGUCUAGGGCAGUUCAGUGCCCAUGUAUUGCUGCCUGAUUGUCGUUAUACCACUGUACACAAGAAGAAAACCAGGCUUGGUCGCUGCACGCCAUCUUAACUGAAGGGUUACUUAGUACUGGUAGGUAGUCUAUCAGCUAGUCCA